AUGUCUGCAAUGGAACUUCCAGAUAUACGUCUAUAUUCUAAUAAAUCUAAUACAAGAUAAAGUAAGAAGAGUGAUUACGAAAAAUAUCGAAAGUUAGCUGUGAUUAAGUCUGUUGAUAAAUUAAUAAAAAAAAAAUGA
Messenger RNA from Paramecium tetraurelia, 138 nucleotides. RefSeq lists its product as uncharacterized. NCBI's taxonomy places the organism in Eukaryota, Ciliophora, Oligohymenophorea, Peniculida, Parameciidae. The record is from RefSeq and is a predicted model, not a curated record. The transcript is spliced from 2 exons.